Molecule: messenger RNA, 3882 nt
Organism: Oncorhynchus keta (chum salmon)
Lineage: Eukaryota; Metazoa; Chordata; Actinopteri; Salmoniformes; Salmonidae
Gene: batf2
Product: basic leucine zipper ATF-like transcription factor 2
Exons: 3
Coding region: 267-1283 (338 amino acids)
Biological process (GO): regulation of transcription by RNA polymerase II
Cellular component (GO): nucleus
Molecular function (GO): DNA-binding transcription factor activity, RNA polymerase II-specific; RNA polymerase II cis-regulatory region sequence-specific DNA binding
Source: RefSeq, a predicted model, not a curated record
GUGGGCGGUUUCUACAAGCAUUAUAAGUGUGAAAGGACGUUCCAGCUUCUGCAAUACAAGCGUAAAGAGACGUCUGCAGGUAAACUGACAGCCAAUAUCCUGCCCAUUUAUCCAAGGAGGCGCUGUAGGGUUUUACAACAAGCUGAGAAGAUCAUAGGAAUACCGUAGUCCCCAUAUCCAGUCGUGAAAAGGAAAUGCAUACAUCUUUGCCCGUGGCCGUUUAGAAACGUUUCCUUCAUUUGCUGCUGCGGUUUACGGUGCGUCAUAUGGGACCUUUACUAACAGAUAUGCCGCUGGUGGCAUCCUUCGUCGACUCGCGAUCAGAAGGCAGCGGCACGUCUUUCUCCGGUGAGGACUGCCCAAGCCCAUCUGAAUCGGAGAGAGGAGGACAGAAAGGAGUACGUGUGGACCGGAGAGGUAAAAGAAGAGUGAAGAACAGAGACGCUGCCAGGAAGAGCAGGAAAAAACAGACGGAGAGAGCAGACAUUCUCCACCAGGAUCUACAGACCUUGGAAAGUUCUAACUCAGCUCUAGAGAAGGAGAUUGCUGGUCUGAGAAGAGAGUUCCAGCUCUACACAGCCACCCUGGAGCAACAUGAAUCUGCCUGCACCCUCCGGCCCUCGUCUAUACCCGCCAAUAUCCCCUGCUGCCAGAUCCUGUCCCCCUCCGCGUCAUCUAUUGCCCCUGUGACUACCCCGGCACCCACUGUGUCCCCUCAAACCAGCCCGGCACCCGCUGUGUCCCCUCAAACCAGCCCGGCACCCGCUGUGUCUCCUCAAACCAGCCCGGCACCCGCUGUGUCCCCUCAAACCAGCCCGGCACCCGCUGUGUCCCCUCAAACCAUCCCGGGCUCUCUUCUUGCCCCAGUACCUGGAGGGCAGAGGACUUGUUUACCACUCCCCACUCUCGUCACUGUUCCUUCAACUGCCCAUGUGACUAACCCCUACCCUUUUCUUUCCACUCUAUAUUCCCCAAUAUCUAAUAAUGCCUCUCUGAUUGCCCCAAACAAUAUUUGUUCCUCUCCAAUUACCCCAAAAACUAAUAUUUCCCCUCUAACUACCUCGAUAAAUAAUUUUGCCCAUCCAACUACCCCAAUAACUAAUAUUGCCCCUCCAACUAUCCCUGCUCUUACUCUGUCACCCAUGUCCUACCCUCUGACCAUGUACCCUAUGAACUUGUCUACCCCAGCCAUUGAACCCCCAAUAGAAUUGUCCCUCUCCGACAUCCUGGACAGUCCUGAUUGGCUCUGCGACCCUGCAUCACCCACCUGGGGCGAGUUCUAAUGGACCAAUGACACUGUUUGGCGAAUGGUUGAAAGCAGCCGGUGGUUCUUCGGCCCUAUUGCCUCUGACCACUGAACAUCAGUACUGAUUUUCUGGCAAUUGUCUGACGAAUCUCUACGUUGAAUCUCCACUGUCCAUCGACAGACAACCACUAGGUGAUCUACAGCCAACGUCUGUGAUGAUGUGUCUUUCACGGAGUAAGAUUCCUGGCACCCUGUGAAAGACUCAUUUAGGUUUCUGUUGAAAAGAACAGAAAGACACUUAAAAUUGAUGGACUCUGGUGUUUGGUACAUGUAUAUACCAAGCACAUGUAAUGGUUGUUCACAUCUUGUGAGGAAUUCUGUAGCUGUUAUGUUGAUUCACGGUUUGUGUUUUUGACUAACCGGCCCUGUUCAUUGGUCAUAACAGACUAUUGGCCCUGAUCAUUGGUCAUAACAGACUAUUGGCCCUGUUCAUUGGUCAUAACAGACUAUUGGCCCUGUUCAUUGGUCAUAACAGACUAUUGGCCCUGAUCAUUGGUCAUAACAGACUAUUGGCCCUGAUCAUUGGUCAUAACAGACUAUUGGCCCUGUUCAUUGGUCAUAACAGACUAUUGGCCCUGAUCAUUGGUCAUAACAGACUAUUGGCCCUGUUCAUUGGUCAUAACAGACUAUUGGCCCUGAUCAUUGGUCAUAACAGACUAUUGGCCCUGUUCAUUGGUCAUAACAGACUAUUGGCCCUGAUCAUUGGUCAUAACAGACUAUUGGCCCUGAUCAUUGGUCAUAACAGACUAUUGGCCCUGAUCAACUUCUUUGAGAGUAGAAUAAUUGAUUGAUUGAUUGUAAUAAUCUUUUUAACUCACAUAUUGAGUUAAUUUAUUUGUGUAUAAAAUCAACAAUUCAAUGGACUUUCAAACCUUUUAAGUGUGAUUUUAAUUAAUUGUAAAAAGCUGCAAAUGUAUUGAACAGGCUAUAGACAAAACGAAUAGCAUAUGACUAUAUUUGGAAAACCACAUCUCGUACAAUAUAAACUACGUCUAUAUUCAAAAUAUCCCAGAUUUAGGAUUAAACACAGGAUAUACAGGUAACUGCCAAAGGAAACUCCAACAUAAAGUGUCUUAAUGAGACGUUGGGCCACCGCCAGAACAGAUGCAUCUUGGGUAGUGCCUUCAGAAAGUAUUCAGACCCCCUUGACCUUCUCCACAUUUUGUUACGUUACAGCCUUAUUCUAAAUUUGAUUAAAUUGUAUUUUUUCCUCAUCAAUCUACACACACAAUACCCCAUAAUGACAAAGCAAAAAGAGGUUUUUAGAAAUGUUUGCAAAUGUAUUACAAAAAAAUAAAAAUAAAACUGAAAUAUCCCAUUUACAUAGGCAUUCAAACCAUUUACUCAGUACUUUGUUGAAGCACCUUUGGCAGCGAUUACAGCCUGGAGUCUUCUUGGGUAUGACGCUACAAGCUUGGCACACCUGUAUUUAAGGAGUUUCUCCCAUUCUUCUCUGCAGAUCCUCUCAAGCUCUGGCAGUUUGGAUGGGGGGCGUUGCUGCACAGCUAUUUUCAGAUAAUUAACACGUGAAAAGAUUAUGGGGAUGAACGUGGACAUCUUCAAUAUGCACCCAUUGUUUUUAAUAUAUACAGUUGAAGUCGGAGGUUUACAUGCACUUAAGUUGGAGUCAUUAAAACUUGUUUUUAAAGGCAAGAAUGGCCUUCUAGGCCAUCAAAAGGAACAUAAAAUUUGACUUACAAAUUUUGAUCUGGCUAAAAUUACUCCGCUCACCAACCAAGAAUUCACAAAAUGAGACAAACACCAAAUUGAGACUCUGCACGCAGAAUUCUGCUAAAAUAUUCUCUGUGUACAAUGUGAAACACCAAAUAAUGCAUGCAGAGCAGAAUUAGGCCGAUACCCACUAAUUAUCACAAUCAAGAAAAGAGCCGUUAAAUUCUACAACCUCCUAAAAGGAAGCAAUUCCCAAACCUUCCAUAACAAAGCCAUCACCUACAGAGAGAUGAACCUGGAGUAGAGUCCCCUAAGCAAGCUGGUCCUGGGGCUCUGAUCACAGACACAAACAGACCCCACAGAGCCCCAGGACAGCAGCACAAUUAGACCCAACCAAAUCAUGAGAAAACAAAAAGAUAAUUACUUUGACACAUUAGAAAGAAUUAACAAAAAAACAGCAAUAGAAUGCUAUUUGGUCCUAAACAGAGAGGACACAGCGGCAGAAUACCUGACCAAUGUGACUGACCCAAAAUUAAGGAAAGCUUUGACUACGUACAGACUCAGUGAGCAUAGCCUUGCUAUUGAGAGAAGACCGGCUAUGAAUGAGUUGGAAAAUACCACAAGAAAAGGGCAACCAGUGAAGCAGAAUCACCAUACAACCCAUAUUUAUGUUUAUUUAUUUUCCCUUUUAUACCUUUUAUACUAUUUGCGCAUAGUUACAACACUGUAUAUAGACAUAAUAGGAUCUUUGAAAUGUCUUUUAUUCUUUUGGAACUUUUUGAGUGUAAUGUUAACUGUUUAUUUUGUACUGUUUAUUUUACUUUUUGUUUAUUACCUAUUUCACUUGCUUUGGCAAUGUAAACAUAUGUUUUCCAUGCCAAUAAAGCCCCUUGAAUUGAAAUGAA